Acipenser ruthenus (sterlet) is the source of this 1169-nucleotide messenger RNA. Its product is annotated as DNA-binding protein inhibitor ID-1-like. The record is from RefSeq and is a predicted model, not a curated record. Gene Ontology annotation, biological process: cell differentiation; circadian regulation of gene expression; negative regulation of transcription by RNA polymerase II. The transcript has 2 exons. NCBI's taxonomy places the organism in Eukaryota, Metazoa, Chordata, Actinopteri, Acipenseriformes, Acipenseridae. Gene Ontology annotation, molecular function: transcription regulator activity; protein dimerization activity. Bases 206 to 604 code for a protein of 132 amino acids. Gene Ontology annotation, cellular component: nucleus; cytoplasm.
GCUUCAUUACAACACUGUAAUCGCCAGAGGGAGAGAGACAGAAAGGUAAAAGAAAAAUACAACAAGAAGCAGGAAACAUCUUUCAACUGCUGCCUUUGCUACUUAUUAUUUUAUUUUCCAUCUUCGACAUACCAACCUUCGCCGUGUGCGUUUUUGCUUUGAGUCCACAAACUUACUUUGGCACUACCCCCACCACCAAGUCAACAUGAAAGUCGUCGGAUCUACCUGCACCCUGAAGAGCAAGGUUAGCAGCGAGGACAUGGCGAGGUGCCUGUCAGAGCAGAGCCUGGCCAUCUCCAAAUGCAAGCUGCCGCUGCUGGACGAGCACAUGAGCGUCUUCCUCGACAUGAACGGAUGCUACAGCAAACUGAAAGAGCUGGUGCCCACUCUGCCACCCAACAAGAAGGCGAGCAAGGUGGAGAUCCUGCAGCACGUCAUCGACUACAUCUGGGACCUGCAGGUCGAGCUUGACUCCCCGGGGUUGGCACGGGCACAGGGCGCAAACAACUCCCCGCUGACCCGCUCACCGCUGACCACCCUGAAUGCCGAAUUAGGCAUUACCGUUGAGAAUGGUUGCGCAGAUGACAGAAUCCUGUGCCGUUGAGUUCGCAUCAGGAGUUGACUAGAGAAUCUACGUCUUCAGAAAAAAAUAAGGAAAUAAACUGAACAAGGUGUUGUCGAGUGACGGUUCGUCACUCCUUUAACCUUGACCUAGCAUGGAAGUAGAAAGCGUCCUACAGUAGAUGAGUGUAUAAGACUGUUAACGCGAAUUGGCAAGGGGGUUGCCCCACGAACACCUCACUGCUAAAGAGCUCACUUUCCGCUCACCAGCCAGUUAAGCUGGGACCCGGGACAUCGCUUCUGGACCUGUAGCUUGCGGGAGCAGUAGCAGCUCCUUCAGAAACUGGUGUCGUUUUCAUGAACAGCAUCGCAAUCGACAGUCCAGUGGGUGUUUCACAUUGACUUUUACAAGACAGACUUUGUUUUUUUAAAGUUUACAUGUAGGAGAGAUGAUAUGUUUUGUAAAAAAUGUUAACUUCUCAGAUUCCUGAGAGCUUUUAUAUAUUGUAUUGUAUAUUACAAUGUCUUACGAUGUGAACUUUAUAUUGUUUUUUUUACAAUGUAUUCAAAUGGUGUUUUUAUUAAAACAAAAUUAUUUUGAAAAUUGA